AUGAGCAAAACGACAAUGAUGAUAUGGCGCCACCAAACGUGGUGCUACUACUGCUGCUGCUGCUGGUGCUGGUGGGGUGGUGGUGGUGGUGGUGGUGGUGGUGGUGGUGGUGGUGGUGGUGGUGGUGGUGGUGGUGGUGGUGGUGGUGGUGGUGGUGGUGGUGGUGGUGGUGGUGGUGGUGGUGGUGGUGGUGGUGGUGGUGGUGGUGGUGGUGGUGGUGGUGGUGGUGGUGGCGGCGGUGGUGGUGGUGGUGGUGGUGGUGGGUUAAAGCGUCAAGCAGGCUGCGUCUCCCUUGCCCCGCGGGUCCCCCAUCCACACCCCACACCCCACGCCGCCAUUCCCGUGACGAACGACCUGCUUGGUGGUUUUGAGGCACUCGUCCUUCUGGCUGAUGUUGAACCCUGA
This is a messenger RNA of Closterium sp. NIES-65, 405 nucleotides long. The record is from the annotation of a GenBank genome assembly. NCBI's taxonomy places the organism in Eukaryota, Viridiplantae, Streptophyta, Zygnematophyceae, Desmidiales, Closteriaceae.